Molecule: messenger RNA, 4063 nt
Organism: Hippocampus comes (tiger tail seahorse)
Lineage: Eukaryota; Metazoa; Chordata; Actinopteri; Syngnathiformes; Syngnathidae
Product: putative helicase mov-10-B.1
Exons: 24
Coding region: 517-3483 (988 amino acids)
Molecular function (GO): RNA binding; 5'-3' RNA helicase activity
Source: RefSeq, a predicted model, not a curated record
UUAUUUCAUGUGCGCACUUUUCCGAAGAGAUUAUUGUUUACUACAUCCAGCGAAUGCAUUUUAGGUAAUUCGCUGUUUCCGCUGCUCCGUCAAGGGCAAGAGCACGUCUGUGGGUAAUUGGCUGCUACUGGUAAAGGGGGCGGGAACUACGGGCUAGUGGGCGUGUUUCGCUGAAAGGCAAUGCUUUUUCACCACCGGCCGCUAAAGAGUGAGAACGGUCUGUGCUCUCUCACCGAGACUACUUUCUUCGAACUUGUUUCAUUUGCUCAGUAGUUAGACUGUGACGCCUGGUCCGUCUGACAAGUUUGGUAAAAUUCCUGACUAAUCGAUCGGACGGUUGAGGACAGCGCGGGACUCGUCUGAUCAUGACCACCUGUCCCUGAGGACAUCGUUGGAGGAACGAAAGAGAGAGGCCGAAGCUGGAAUUGAACCCGGUACCGCUGCACUGUGAGGUCGACGUGCUCACCACUGGACCAUCAGGCCGCCCAAGAGAGAGAGGAACUUGUCGGCUCUGAAAUGAACAACAUGCCAGCAAAGAAGAAGUCAAGCUUUAAAGUUGGCCUCAGAUUCUUUGCAUUUCUGAAGGAAACCGAUAGAUCAGCAAUUCGAGCUCGAUCUGAACUGAAAGAAAUUUACAACACCGAGUUCAAAGCCAGAAAUCAAGGGAUAACUCUACCAAACUUCAGUUCGGUGCUCUACGCCCUGAAAGUGUCGAAUAAAAUCAACGUGGGAAAAGAUCAAAUUCGCGUCAAGUUCGCGGUCACGGAGCUUUCGGUGGACCAGUGGCACAUCUCCAGGAGAGCCAAAGCAGAGAUGGUCAUCAGUGAUGUGGAGGCUAAGCCAUCUCCAAGUCAACCGCUGCUCUCUGCUAUGGAAGAAAUGAAAAAUGAUGCCAGACACUUCACGGAAAUGCUCAAGCGCGACAGGCCUUACCUCGUUUCCGAUAAAAAUGGCAUUGUCAUCAGGUCAGACCAUGAGUUCACAGAUGGCUCAAUUUGCUUGGAGCUGGAAACGGAUCAGUAUGUUGUGAAUCUAAAUGUGGAAAACACUGGAACUCAAAUUGUGCAUUUUACCUACUACACUGCAUUGGGCAAGCUUAGCUGCUUCACUCUGAAGGAUGAGCACAAGGUGACCCGAAAAAACCCACUUUCACUCAAACCAGGCGAGAGCUAUGCAGUCCAGGUUCAGUACCACUUUGAGUACGCUGGCAACUGUCAAGUGACGUUGGUCUUUGAAUUCCAGCACAAAUUGCACACAGCUUUCUUCUACAUAAUGCGUGAUGUUCAGGUUUAUUUUUUGAACGCGGUGGCAAAGGAGCUGAAACCUACUGCUCCUUAUAAACGCUUCUGUCGCGUUACUCCAAGAGUUGAGCAGAACUGCAAAGUUGUGGAUGGAGUGCCCCCUGAUGGGUUGUCACGGAUGGAGCUGAAAAGUGCAACACCGCUUCUUCUUUAUCCGUUACCAAAAUAUUUGCCCAAGCACAUCAGAUCACUCAACAUGAAUCCUCCCAUCGAUGAAAGUGCUGUGCUGGGCAGUUGUUUGAGCUUUCGGAACUAUUCUCGGAAGCUUCACGAGUUGUUGUAUUUGGAGGAAUUUCAGAUGCAAGUGGACAUCACACGAUACUUCAUACCCAACAGUGACAGACAAUUUGUCCACAUGCAAAGGGAUCCGAGCAACAAGAAGCUACUCAUUCUCCAGGUACCAGGUCUGUCUGAGAACCGGCCGUCUGUGCUACGCGGUGAUCGGCUGCUGGUUUACCUUCAAGGAGAACCAGAUCGGCCAAAAUACUGCGGUUAUGUCCACAAAGUAGAGCGCGACUCUGUCAAAUUGGGCUUCAGUUCAAAGUUGUUGGACCUUUUUCUUGACGGCAUGAAGUUCAACGUGGAGUUCACCUUCAACCGGCUGAUACUGCGUCUGCAGCACCGAGCGGUGGACUUUGCAACAAAGUUUCAACUGGAAAAGCUGUUGUUCCCGCCAGCCAGCCUCUCCUCAAAGCAAGGAGCUCAGGUCCCCAAACUCAGUUUCUAUGACAGACAGCUGGAAAAGAACCCCGAGCAGAGCAAAGCCGUGCGCCACAUUGUAGCCGGCACUUCCAAACCUGCUCCAUACUUGGUUUUCGGGCCACCCGGCACAGGCAAAACCGUCACGUUGGUGGAGGCCAUCAAACAGGUUGACAAGCUCCAGAAAGAGUGCCACAUUCUUGCCUGCGGUCCCUCCAAUAGUGCUGCGGAUCUCCUCUGCACGAGGAUUCUCCAGGGCCAUGGCAAUAAGAGCAAGGUGUACCGCAUGUAUGCCAGCAGCCGUGACCCGCAGUGUGUCCCUGAAGACCUCAAGGCAUGCUCGAACCUGGUUGGAGACGAUUACGUCUUUCCUUCCAGAGAGAAACUGAUGGAAUAUCGAAUCAUUGUCACCACUCUGUUCACUGCUGGAAGGUUGGUCACAGGAAACCUUCCCCUGGGCCAUUUUACUCACAUAUUUGUGGAUGAGGCCGGGCAUGCUACGGAGACUGAAUGUUUAAUUCCAAUCGCUGGGCUACUGGACCCAGAGUCUGGCCAGCUGGUUCUGGCCGGAGAUCACAAGCAGCUGGGACCCAUUGUGGCAUCGAGUCUUGCUCUUAAAUAUGGAAUGGGCAUUUCCCUCUUGGAGCGAAUGAUGACCGUUUUCUCAGUGAACCAGAAAGGAGACGGCUUUAAUGACCUCUUUGUCACCAAACUGCUGCGCAAUUACAGGUCCCAUCCGUCCAUUCUGAAGGUUCCCAAUGAGCUCUUCUACGGCGGAGAGCUCCAGGCCUGCGCUGACCAAAUAAAGCGCAACUUCUUCUGCACAUGGGAACACCUUGAAAAACCGGACUUCCCACUGAUCUUCCACGGCGUGUCGGGCAUCGACGAGCGCGAGGCCACCAGCCCGUCCUUCUUCAAUCGAGCCGAGGUGCAGGUUCUGAUGGACUACGUGAAGAAACUGCUGGAGACGGCUGGCAAAAAGGGCCUGGCCACCAUUUCACCAAAAGACAUUGGCAUCAUCGCCCCCUACAGGAAACAAGUGCAGAAAAUCCGUCAGGCCCUUCUGAAGGUUGCGAAAGAAUUCAAAUUUAAGGACAUGAGUGGCCUGAAGGUUGGUUCAGUGGAGGAGUUCCAAGGUCAGGAGAGGAGAGUCAUCUUGGUGUCGACAGUCCGCAGCAGCCGCAACUACAUAGACUUUGACAAACGCUUCAACCUGGGCUUUGUUGCCAACAAGAAGCGGUUCAAUGUGGCAAUGACUCGAGCGCAAGCCUUGUUGAUUGUGGUGGGAAACCCAGUGGUGCUCAGCACUGACGACACGUGGAAGUACUUCAUCAAGUACUGUCAAGAUUCCAAGGCCGACUGUGGGUUCAAGCCUGUGGAGGAGGAAGAAGCUGUGGCUGAAAGAUAUUCACAUCUCUUCCGUAAAAUGCACUCUCAGGUGGAGGACGAUGCAGACGAAGCACACUAUCAACCAGAGGAGUGACCUGUAAGCAGAUGAAAAAAGGCGUACAGAAUGUUUGGACAUCUGCGCUAGGGACCAAAAACUAAACUGAAGAAAUGAAAACAUUUUAGAAAUCACCACCCAAAUGAGUGCAGAUGACUACACAUGCUACUUUCAAAAGAAUCUUUAUUACUAACAAAAUAAACCAUUUGAAGUGUUUGCGAGGAAUCAUCACAAUCUGUCACUUGAAGGUGUUUUUUUAUUUUUUUAAUGACAGGCACAUUUUAUACUGAUCUUCACUAUCAUGAUCUCAGAAUUAUGAUGUUGGAAUGUGUCAAGUGGUGCGCCAUGUCAGGUGACGUGACGGAAGAAAUAAUGAAGUAAGAUAUGGGCUAAGCCCUAGGAAGUAAAAGCUUUAGAGGGCAAUUCCUGAUUUGGACACUAAAUGUCGACAGAGCAAAUUGAAUACUGAGAGCUCGCCAGCUCAAGCAAUGCCUUAAAAAGCAUACACAUACCAAAGCCAAUGCCUUUUCGAUGCCUUACAAAGAUUACGAUGAUGACAAUAAAACACAUAAUGCUCAGGAUAAACCCCACAGUUGAAUUAUACAGUAUUACAGAAUAA